This is a messenger RNA of Corticium candelabrum, 1214 nucleotides long. RefSeq names its product transmembrane protein 53-like. The transcript has a single exon. The coding region runs from base 194 to 1042 and encodes 282 amino acids. NCBI's taxonomy places the organism in Eukaryota, Metazoa, Porifera, Homoscleromorpha, Homosclerophorida, Plakinidae. The record is from RefSeq and is a predicted model, not a curated record.
CAUUGUACAAGCAGUCACACUUGGACAAUACGAAAAGUAGGAGGGGCAAACAUGUUGUAGAUGUACACGUGUACCUGCUAUGUUGUGUGGUAUAAGGUCCUAUCUCAUUACUUGCACGUGUCCAGGUCGUGACAACUGCAUGCGCGUAUUUAACAGCUGGUAACUCAAACGCUUUACCUAGUGAAAGAGCAACAUGAAAGUCCCUCCGGUAACAAUGAGAGCUCUGCAGAUGUUUACUAGGGGAAAAGCACGUGCAGACAUCGUCAGUGUUGCAUCCAGUUCGCGCGUCACUUCUCGCGCUCACGUGGCUAGUGAUCAUGACGAAGAGAAGCCGAAGCCGCUCGCCCUGCUGUGUGGCUGGGCUGCUUGCAGCGAAGCUCCGUUGAAGAAAUAUAGUAAGAUUUACCAACAAUUGGGUUGGGAAGCUCAUGUCUUUCCGGGAAGCAUACCUCUUCUGUGGUCUCACUUGCUGAUGUAUUCAAGCGUCAACUGGAGAAUGCGAAAUGUCGCUGUAAAGGAAGAUAACCAACCGAGAGAUGUUAUCAUGCAUCUCUUUUCGUCAGCUCCAGGAUUUGUUCUUCCCUGUCUGCUCCAGGCAAUGUCAAAGCAUCAGACCGGUCUCUGUCUCAGGGGUUUGGUAUUUGACAGUAGUCCUACACGUAUCAGUCGUGAUAUGAUAUGGGUUGGAGCUCGAGAUCGAAUUGAGUCAGCUCGGGUUAAUCCUGUGCUUCUCGGUCCUCCGGUUGCUGUCACGUUUGCCAUUGACUGGCUCUAUAAUCACCUAGAAAACACAGAGAGGAGAAUGCACGACGUUCUGUCUUCUCCAUUGGUGCAAUCAGUUCCUCAUCUGUAUCUCUACUCCAAGGCCGAUGCUGUUGUUCGACCAUCACACAUUGAAAAAUGGAAGAAUUACCAAUUGAGUCGAGGUGUGGCGGUUAGCUCCCAUGUGUGGGAUGAUUCUCAACACAAUAAGCAUUUCAGAAAAUAUCCAAAGGAAUAUACAAAAUUGGUUCAAGACUUUGCGUUAGGAUGUGUUCAAUGAUCAAGUGACCAGUAAUCAAUUGAAUGGCUCGACCUGACAGUCUACAUUUGUUGCUUAUUAGAUAUAGGUAUAUUUAUCUUUACAUAUUAUGUAAGUACAUACAGUGUUGUGCAGAGUGCAAAUAUGCAACUUUUUAUGGUGUGCUACAUAAUUGUGAACUACUAUGAUGCAA